CACCUUCAGUAAAAUUGGCCUGUAUUCUUAUAUUUUCAGUUGGGAAUGCUACAAUGAUUGCCUUAUGGGGAAAACAUACCCCUUCACCAAUGCAUUCGAUGCACUUUGGUUGGAAGACUGGUGCAUUUUUAGCCCCUAUGAUUGCAUAUCCCUUCUUAUCUGGGCGCAUAGAGGUCCCUGCAUUGGUCAACUCAACAAUGAGUCCCGAUGCAAUGAAUUCAACUGGUCCGAUGCUCAUAAAUGGAACCAUAUCUAUAUUGACAGAAUCUGAAAUUAUCUACCCAUAUUUGAUCACUGGUGGCCUCGGAGUACUCGCUUCUCUUGUAUACCUUGGGUUCUUUUUAGCGCCCCGUCCCGAUGGGAUCAAAUACACUAACACAGCUAAAAGUCGCCAACUGAAGAAAUUUUUGUCACCAGCAUCAUGCGCUGGUGGUAACUUGAGCUUUGGCGUGUUGAUGAUGAUUGGUCUAACAUCUUAUUACUUCUUCGUUGAUGCAUUAGGCAAUGUUUUUGUGACAUUUCACACAGCUGUCGCAACAGAAAAUCUCAACAUGACGGAACAGGAAGCUGCCCUUGUAAACAGUGCUUCAACUGGAACUGGCAUCGGUGGACACUUUCUCAUGAUACUCCUUGCAAAAUUUAUUCCGAUGCCCGUGCUGAUCUUCGCUGAGAUACACGGUAUUUUAGCUGUGAGUAUCGCAGCAAUUUUCCUCGUUCUCAAUGAUGUCAUUGGAUUCUGGGUUCUCAGUUGCCUGUUCCGUUUGUUCAGUGCCUCAUUAUGGGCUGGCGGCAUGGCAUGGUCGGAGAAUUACAUAAACAUCACCGGCGCAGCUAUCAUGUUGUGGGAUGUAGGAUCAGGUGUCGGCGGUGUUGUUUUUAACUAUCUAAGUGGAUAUCUAUUGACCAAUCACGGUGCUAGCACUAUACUAUGGCUGGAUCUAUCAGGUGCGAUUAUGAUGUGUUUAAUCUUGUAUGGGACGCAAAUUAUCAUGUCACGACAUGGGCACAAGAGUAGGAAAGACUAAUUUGUCCUCC
Owenia fusiformis is the source of this 1035-nucleotide messenger RNA. The record is from the annotation of a GenBank genome assembly. Lineage: Eukaryota; Metazoa; Annelida; Polychaeta; Sabellida; Oweniidae.